Beta vulgaris subsp. vulgaris (sugar beet) is the source of this 2554-nucleotide messenger RNA. RefSeq names its product long-chain-alcohol oxidase FAO1. Lineage: Eukaryota; Viridiplantae; Streptophyta; Magnoliopsida; Caryophyllales; Amaranthaceae. The record is from RefSeq and is a predicted model, not a curated record. Gene Ontology annotation, molecular function: long-chain-alcohol oxidase activity; flavin adenine dinucleotide binding. The coding region runs from base 105 to 2351 and encodes 748 amino acids. The transcript is spliced from 3 exons.
AUAUAAGUAACAAACCAUCACCCCUUCAAUACACUUAAGCAAGCCAACUUUGAAGAUAGAAAAAACUAAGUUAUAACAUAGAAACAUAGGUAGAGAAAAAAAAAAUGAAGGGAAAACAAAGUCAUGCUCGUUUGAGAAAAUCAUGGGAGAAAAAAAACUAUGAUCGUCAACUUCUUUCAUCCUCUGAAAUGGAAUCCUUAAUAAGUAUAUGUGAAACUUUCUUUCCACCCCUUGAUCCUCCAUCUAAACUUGAUCAUCAUGAUCAAAUAAAUAACUCCAUUAAAUAUUUCUUUCAAUCUUCUGCAUCUCAGAAACCUAUACCUAAUGAGGUAGCAGAGGUGAUGAAAGAUAGAGGAUUAGUAGAAGCAGUUAUAUUAGUAAGGGUAGUAUUAUGGCUAAUAUCAACAAGAUUAGGUACACUUUUGUUAUGUGGGUUUCUUUGUUUUGGUAAAGAAUGGCCUUAUAUUACUAAGUUCUCUCAUUUGCCUAUUGAAAGAAGAGAAAGAAUAUUGAAGAAUUGGUCAAGUCACAGGUUUUUCAGCCCACUUAGAUUGGUGUUUUACUUCCUCAAGUCAUUGUGCCUCUACUUUUGCUUCUCUUUGGUCGAUGAUCACGCUCACAACCCAGCAUGGGAAGCUAUAGACUACAAACCUGACACCACCAAUAGCAAAGCGAUCAACCAAGAGAGGCCUCUAGAAAAUGGUAUCAUCGAGACCUUCUACGAGACUCCGACAACCCUACUCCAAUCUCUCACAAGUAAAGGCCUCAGUGUCACAGAGGACCACAUAGACAACCUUUACAGAAUCAAGUGUGAUGUAGUCAUUGUAGGGUCCGGUUGUGGAGGAGGAGUGGCAGCCGCAAUCCUUGCGGGGGCUGGCCAGAAGGUGGUGGUUCUCGAAAAAGGAAACUACUACACUGCCCCUGACUACUCCUCCCUUGAAGGCCCUUCAAUGGAUGAGCUCCUGGAGAAGGGAGGGAUGAUCCCCACCACUGAUGGUGCUGUCAUGCUACUUGCAGGGUCGACUGUUGGGGGUGGUACGGCUGUCAACUGGUCUGCCGCCCUGAACACUCCAGACCCUGUGUUAAAAGAAUGGUCCGAGGAGCAUGGGCUAAGCUUGUUUGGAAGCCCACAGUACAAGUUUGCCAUGCAAUCUGUGACCCAAAGGCUUGGUGUUACAACCGAGUGUGUAAAGGAAGGGUUUCAGAAUCAGGUCCUGCGAAAAGGGUGUGAGAAUUUAGGCCUGGAGGCAGAUCGGGUGCCACGGAACUCCUCCGAGUCCCACUAUUGUGGAUCUUGCUACUACGGAUGCAGGUCUGCAGAUAAACAAGGGACUGAUGUAACCUGGCUUGUCGAUGCUGUCAACUUAGGAGCAGUGAUUAUCACUGGCUGCAAAGCUGAAAAGCUUCGUCUUGUCAAGCAUGGUAGGAGGAGAGAAAAUCGAUGCAUUGGGGUUGUAGCAAGAUCAUUAAAUAACGAGAUCAAAAGAGAACUUCAGAUUGAAGCCAAAGUGACAAUUUCGGCUUGUGGGUCAUUACGGACACCUCCGCUACUAAUGUCUAGUGGAUUAAGGAACAAAAAAAUUGGAAAGAACCUUCACCUCCACCCAUCUCUGAUGGUGUGGGGAUAUUUUCCACCUCAGGGACCCACUUCUGAAUUCGAGGGGAAAAGCUAUGAAGGUGGGCUGAUAACGUCUGCACAUCGAGUAAUUCUAGAUCAAAGGCCAAACUCCAUGCCGAGGGCCCUAAUAGAGACACCCGCGUUGGGGCCUGCUGCCUGUGCUGCACUCUCCCCAUGGGAGUCUGGCAAUGAUAUAAAGAAGAGGAUGUUAAGGUAUUCCAGAACUGCUCAUUUGUUUGUGAUGGUGAGGGACAAAGGAUCUGGUGAAGUCAAGUCAGAGCGGAGGAUCAGCUAUGAGUUAACUCAAGAAGACAGAGAAAACAUGACCGCAGGUCUCAGAAGAGCCUUGAAGAUUCUGAUAGCAGCAGGCGCUGUUGAGGUUGGGACUUAUAGAAGCGAUGGACAGAGAAUCGAGUGCAUAGGGAAGAAUGAGGAAGAAAUAGAGGAGUUUUUAGGGUCGGUUUCUGCUACCAAAGGGCCUAUGGCAGCUUGUUUCUGGGCAGUCUACUGCACAGCACAUCAGAUGGGAAGUUGCAGGAUGUCGAAGCGAGAGAAUGAAGGUGCUGUCGACGAGAAUGGGGAGAGUUGGGAAGCAGAAGGGUUGUUUGUUUGUGAUGGAAGUGUUUUGCCUAGUGCUGUAGGUGUUAAUCCUAUGAUCACUAUACAAUCUACAGCUUACUGUAUUGCUAAGAAGCUUGCAGAGUCUCUGAAGAAAGGCGAGUUCAACUUCUAGAUAAGAGUUUACUUUUGAAUUUACCAGUAUUUAUUUCUUCUUCUAAUAUAUAAAGUAUCAAGAGAGUAAAUUCCUUGCUUGUGUAACUAUGUGGUGUUUCUUAGUCAAUAUUUUUAUGUAAUAAUUUAGCUGGUUUGUUCUUUUCCCACUUGUAUAACACUUCCGAGAUACUAACUAUAAUCAUCAACAAACAUAAUUUGGCA